Molecule: messenger RNA, 3349 nt
Organism: Xyrauchen texanus (razorback sucker)
Lineage: Eukaryota; Metazoa; Chordata; Actinopteri; Cypriniformes; Catostomidae
Gene: st8sia4
Product: ST8 alpha-N-acetyl-neuraminide alpha-2,8-sialyltransferase 4
Exons: 5
Coding region: 316-1248 (310 amino acids)
Biological process (GO): N-glycan processing; oligosaccharide metabolic process
Molecular function (GO): alpha-N-acetylneuraminate alpha-2,8-sialyltransferase activity
Source: RefSeq, a predicted model, not a curated record
CGUCAAGUCUUUAUGUUUCUGACUCAAAGGAGCGAACAUUAGAAGUCUCGUUCCGUGUUAAUCACGGGGAAAAUUCAUAUAUGGUUUACGCCAGCACUGAGAGCUUGAAGUGUUUUGAAUGUGGAGACCUGGGCCAUAAACGCUUCGUGUGUCCACAUAAAGAUGACCAGCGUGCGUCCACAUCGCAUAAGGAUGUGACUAUUACUGACCAACAAACUAAAGAAAGUGAUGAACAGAGACUUGAUGGGCAGGAUAAAGUGACCACAGAGGAGGGCAAGGUGCAAGAGGGACUCUGAGCCAAGUGCUAUUAGACUGAUGUUCAACUGCUCUGAUAAAGCCUUCGGCAGAAGUCUAAGCAAUUUGAGUGACUCUAGAAGAGGGUGGAAAAUCAAUCUCACUCUUGUGACCAUUAUAAGGAAGGGCAUUCUCCACUUCUUGGAUGCAGAGAGGGACGUGUCCAUUAUAAAGAGCAGUUUUAAACCAGGCGAUACCAUCCACUACGUUCUGGACAGACGCAAGACCUUUACCAUGUCUAACACCCUGCACAGUUUACUUCCUGAAGUGUCUCCUCUGAAAAACAAGAGGUACAAAACAUGUGCUGUGGUGGGAAAUUCAGGCAUUCUCCUCAAGAGCGGAUGUGGAAAGGAAAUAGACAACCAUGAUUUUGUUAUACGAUGUAAUCUUGCUCCCCUGGAUGAGUUCACUGAUGACGUGGGUUUAAGGUCAGACUUCACCACCAUGAACCCCUCUGUGAUCCAGCGGGUAUAUGGAAGCUUGCGGAACGAAAUGGAUAAGAAGCGUUUCAUACUGCGUUUACAGCAGCUGAAUGACAGUGUGCUCUGGAUCCCUGCUUUCAUGGUGAAGGGUGGCGAGAGGCACGUGGAGGGUGUGAACAAUCUCAUUCUCAAGCACAAAUUGAAAUUACGCACUGCCUAUCCAUCACUUCGACUUAUUCAUGCCAUACGAGGAUACUGGCUUACAAACAAGAUCUAUAUCAAACGACCCAGCACUGGAUUAUUGAUGUACACCAUGGCUACACGUUUCUGUGAGGAGAUCCACCUGUAUGGAUUCUGGCCUUUUCCUAAAGAUGCCAACGGAAAUCCUGUUAAAUAUCAUUACUAUGACACACUGAAAUAUCACUAUUACUCUAGCGCAAGUCCCCACCGCAUGCCCUUGGAGUUCAAAACUCUUACAGCACUGCACAGCAAGGGUGCGCUAAAACUGACUACCUCUAAAUGCUACCUCUAAGUGCAGCCCAUGGAGACUCUGCAUUCUUACGCAACUUUGCUAGGUCACAGAUUGAUGUGGUGAAUUUUUAAAGCUUUGAUGACUGUGAAAUUUCCAGAUGAAGGCACACAAAGUAAAACUGUGUAAAAUAAAGAAUGUUCUGGGUUCAAGUUAAACUCAAACAACAGCAUUUGUAUUGAAAGGGUGUGUAUUCUGCGAGUUCUGAUUGUUUUAUACGUUUUUUUGAUUGCUAAGACACAUUUCAUGACACAAUUUACAAGUUUCUUGAAAUUUUAAACAAUCUCAAAACUACAUAACAAUUCAACUCUUAAAAUCAUAUAUUUUACUCAAAAACGUUGAAGUGAAGUGAAGGUCUGGGAAAGUGAUGUGUGCCCCUUGAGGCACAGUUUACCUGCUAAUCUUAAGAUUCUUAAUUGAGCUGUAGGCAAGCAUCAAUACCUUGAAUUUGAUGCAACCAACCAUGGUUAUCAAGUGCAGUUUGAUGAAAAGGGGCAUCAGUUGUGCAUGUGCCUGCUGGAAGUCCUGCCAGAAGAGCAUUACAGUAGUCCAGAGUAGAUACAACUAGAGACUGGACAAGCAGACUUGCAUGCUCUGAUAGGAGGUGUGUGAUCUUCCUAAUCUUAUACAGAGCAAAUAUGUUUUAUCAGGCUUUUAUUGCAACAUGGUCUGUGAAGUUCAACUGAUUAUCAAACAUAAUCCAGAGAUUGGGGGUCCUGGGUAGCUCAGCAAGUAAAGAAGCUGACUACCAAACCUGGAGUCGCAAGUUCGAAUCUAGGAUGUGCUGAGUGACUCCAGUCAGGCUUCCUAAACAACCAAUUGGCCCAGUUGCUAGGGUGGGUAGAGUCACGUUGCUUAACCUCCUCGUGGUUGCUAUAAUGUGGUUCUCACUUUCAGUGGGCCUCGUGGUGAGAUGUGCAUGGAUGCCGCAGAGAAUAGCGUGAGCCUCCACAUGUGCUUGGUCUCCAUGGUAAUGCGCUCAAUAAGCCACAUGAAAAAAAUUAUUGUCUCAUACGUGGAGGCAACGGAGAUUCAGUGUAGUUGCACUAAAUCAGAUUACCACUUAACAUUUGUUGAAAUCCAUUUUCGAAAGCUCAUAAUCACCUCAAACAAAGCAAAUGAGUUCAUGCUUUGAUACCAUCCAUCCAUCCAUCCAUCCAUCGUCAACCGCUUAUCCUGUGUACAGGGUUGCGGGGGGCUGGAGCCUAUCCCAGCUAACAUUGGGCGAAAGGCGGGGGACACCCUGGACAGGUCGCCAGUCCAUCGCAGUGCUUUGAUACCUUAAAACAAUUUUGAGUGGUUGUGCUUUCUUAAUGUGAACAUGGUUAAGUACAAAAUUACAGUCUUUUUAUUUAGAAUUUUGCCAAAAUUAGUCAACAAACUAUGUGUAACCAUGAAUUGCUUUAAUAGUUUUCAGGAAUGUAUCUUUGUUUUGCGAGUUGAAGUAAUGGUUACGGGAAUUGGACAAAUAGAAUUAACAAGAAAUAAACAAGAAAAACUGUAAAUAAAGAAGGGACGAGUCCUUUAAUUAUUAUUAUAUAUAUUAUUAUUUAUUUUUUUCAUAAUAUAUCAAUAUAUUGAUAUUUGAAUCUGACAGUGAGGUUUCUUAAUGAUCAUUAAGAAACCUCACUCUCAGAUUCACCAUUUGUAAAAAUCUAUGUGAAUUUCAUAUAUAAAUAUACAAGUUUGCAUUCCCCCUUUUUCUAUAGUGGCCCAGGGGUGCACAACACAAAAAAUAUGAGCCAGAAGACAACGAAUUUAAGCCAAAAUACAAAAACAUUUAUAAAUACAGCAUUGAUAUAAAUAUUUUUUUUCUGAUUUUUUUCAAAAAAAACAAUGUCUUUAAGUGCUCUAAAAAGUGCAUACCUUGUUGGGUUUUUAACCAGUCUCUUCUUAUGUGUGCAACUCUCAUAGUUGUGAUCACACGGAUUCCCAAUUAUGUGGAUCUUUUUUUAAUCACACCUUUGUGUGUGUCAGAUGGCCUCUCCCUCUACUUGGCCUCUGCCUCUACUUACCUCAGAGUACCAGCAAUGGUACUCACCUUAACAUUAUAAGAGUGUAUUUUUCAAUUAAUUAGAAAAUAUGUAUUUUAAAUGUCAUCUGA